AUGACGAACUCGAGGUUGAACUCGCAGGCAGAUGAUUUCAACUUCACCUUCACAUCGAAUUCGGCAAGCGAAAAAAGUUCUGAUGACCCGAAAGUGAAAGCUCCAUCGCAAGCUCGCUCUGCCGCUAAACAGCUCACAAUUCUUCUCUAUGAGUACAAAGACGACGAUUUGUCAACACUGAGCUUGAUCUCCGAACAUCCAGUAAUCUCUGCGUUUGCAUCCUACAUCACGGAUGCGCUCACUUCAAUUUCAAGGACCUCAAUAUGGCAAACCGUUCUCGAGACCGUGGCUUUGGUAGAUGCUUACGAAAUGACGUUGAAAUCAAAUGUUUGCCAUCGUUUAGUUGAUGAACUUGUUGUCAUGGGUGCCACUGAUCAAAGAUGCUCUGUGCGAAUGAAAGCUUGUUAUUUGAUGAAGGAGGUGUUGACAAUUGAAGAAGAACGAGAACUUGGGGGAGCUUCGAUGGAAGAAGAGGAAGAGCCAGAUGAUACGAGAAAUUCUUCAAACGAUAGCACACAGGCCAUCGAUUCUUUUGACGAAGACAGCAUUGAUCUAAACGACAUAAAAUAUCCAAAGGUUCGCAGCUUUCCUAAAAUGUCAGCUCAAACUCUUCGUUCGAUGCACUGGACUUCGUUGCUUGAAAGGCUUCGGCGUGAUAAAGAAACAGAGGUACGUGGUGCAGCUAUUGAAUCACUUGCGCACGUGUCGGGAGUACAAAUAUUUGUCGACGACCUUGGAUCGACAGCAAAACCGGAUGAUCUUGUGUUAGAUCAUUUGUUCGAUCCCCAACCAACGGUCAGAGCAAAGGCGGUCGACUCUUUCUCCUUCACAUUUGCCGAGUCAAUGGAUAGAACAAUGGAUGCGCUAGAAACAGAAAAAGAUGUCCAGGUUCGUUCUCGCUUGCUCCGACGUUUUUUGGCCACAUCGCUAACGUAUUUCGACACAAUACAGGCACUUCGCUUACUGAAAAUUUUAUAUGCGGAUGAUAACGAGCAACAGAUUCAUGAGAAAUGGAGGAAAUGCAUCUUGUCGAAAUGGCUCACGGAAAUUGCACAAGACUACAACAGCGAGGAACGUCGACCUGACGCCAAGCCUCGCCUGCGAGUGGAGUUACUCUUCAAACUUAUUGAUCCUAUCGUGAAUAAGGAUUUAGCUAACAAAAUUUUUCCAACGAUUGCUUCAAUCUGUCAAGAGAAUGCGGUCGGUAAGGUGGAUCCAUCGCAAUGGAUGAAACAGUUACGAGACGAAGAUGUGGCCUAUUUUCCAGAAGAUUUCACUCCGGAUUUAAAACAAUACAGACUGACAAAAGAAACGAUUGGCCAAAUCCUUGAGAAUGUUGCGGAAUCAGAAAUGAAAUUUUUGGCACGUCGCCUAUUUGUUCAUCGAAGUUUGAUCGAUUAUCUGCAAAGAAAAGUCUCCACUGAAGAUCCGUCGCUCAUCGCCGCUAGAUUUCUCCCAGACUUGUGCACUCUGGCUAAAACGGUGAAGAACUGUGUCCAGGCGAUUUGUCGUAGCUCCCUUGUAAAGAAUUCGGAUCAAAGAAUUUUGCUGGAAUUCAUUGUUUUGGAACUGUGCAAUUUGAUGCGUCAACUCGACACGACAGAAUGGGUGGGGCGACUCGAAUGGCGCACAACUUUAAUGGUGAUCACCAAGGAGUGCCACUUUCUCGAAGAUCGAGACUCUCUUGCCCGUAUCAUGCAGGAUAUGGUCGACGAUAGCGUGGAUGAUAAGAAAGAAGCCCUGAGUGUUGCUGAUGAAAUAGCCUACAUGGUUCACAUAAUGCUCACUGAAUCGAAUGAGAAUAGCCAGACGACGGAGCAAUAUGAUAUUGACAUGGAGGCUGUCCCAAGAUGUGCUAUUCUACUGGAAGCUCUUCUACGAAACACAACAAUUGAUACCUACUCUUCAGUUUUGAAAAAUUUGGUUCUCCGUCUAGUGGAAUUGGCAACAUCUGUGGAUACAACACGGCCAAUUGGCUGCAAAAUUAUAGCCAUUGCUGCUUGUAUGGAUGAUCAGAUUCUUGCGGCUCACGCACACAUUCUUGCUGAAUUGCCAACGAAACUACCUGAUGAGAUCAGGACAAGUGUUGCCUGUUUGACUGGAAUUGCCGAACUUGUCUUGGUGAGGGGUCUCGUUGCCGUGGCUUCCGCUUUCUAUGCUGAUUUGGAUCCAGAUUCUCAGGCUGACGAUGAAACAAAGACACAAAUUCUGAGGGUUAAGAUAACAAGGAUUGUCCAACUGUAUGAAAAUGCCAUAAUCAACAAGAACCGCAUCUUGCAAUUGGCCGGAAUUGAAAAUGGUUUACGGUUAAUGGUUACUACUGGUUCAAAAUGGUCAACAAUCUUGUCUCGCUCUCUACUCACAGCUUUCACGAUUAAGUCUCCUACAAAGGCUAAGGCGAUGACCGAAGCGUACGUUAGCAGAGCAAUCGGUUGGAAUAAAAAUGAUCGAGGGUUUAUGGCUGCAUCUAUGGUUGAAGCAGUUCGCAUUUAUGAGAACUGGCCAAACAAGACUAAAGUCGACCUCUCUGCCCUAUUUUCCUACGGGCUUCUUACGAUUCGACUGCUUAACGAGGAAAAAGUUAACAAUGACAAAAGUAGAAAAGAGGCAAAGACCAAAGUUCGGGCUUCUGAGCCCGAUUUUGUGGGAGAGUUGGCUUUUCUCUAUGGUAUGUUGGAUCAUUGUGCAAGAAAUCCCGAUUCUGAGCUUUGUUUGACAAUUUGCACGACGAUCUCAAAUUGUUUAUCACUUCACCGCCAUCGGCGAAACUUUUCAUCGAAUGCGAAUUUUCUCAAGUCUUUACUAGAUUCAACUCAAAGGACCAUUGCGCGGUUGGCUGUCAGUGGACAAAAAGAAGCAGUGAAGGCUCUGAUGAAACUACAUAAUCGCUUCCGUAAACUGAACAAUAGGAAUGCCAUAAGUAUGAACGAUUCAAUGUUUUCAUUUGAUGAAGCUCAAGAGAUAGAAGAUCCUUUGAGCUUGUCGCUAUCUGCAGCAAAUGAUUCUGGGAUCUUUGUUACUCCGAAAUCAACCAAAACAUCGAAGAGAAAGAAUUGUGAAAAGAUCACAUUUGCACCGGCAAAGUCGCCAAAAAAGGAACCACUGUCUCAAAUUCCCACACAAAACUUAGUUCUCGGUCGAUUUAUACUG
Mesorhabditis belari is the source of this 3150-nucleotide messenger RNA. NCBI's taxonomy places the organism in Eukaryota, Metazoa, Nematoda, Chromadorea, Rhabditida, Rhabditidae. The record is from the annotation of a GenBank genome assembly.